Molecule: messenger RNA, 1476 nt
Organism: Zychaea mexicana
Lineage: Eukaryota; Fungi; Mucoromycota; Mucoromycetes; Mucorales; Lichtheimiaceae
Exons: 3
Coding region: 95-1324 (409 amino acids)
Molecular function (GO): protein binding
Source: RefSeq, a predicted model, not a curated record
CUCGCAUUCGCUUUUCUCUCUUCCUUUCUCCCUUUGACCCAACGCCCUCUUUCUCUCCCUCUAUCCAUUUUUUUGCUCCUCAUACCUUUGCAUAAUGACCAACGAAAUUGCUGUUGCCCCUGCUUCUGCAGAACAAGAGGUCUCAGAAAAGAAGGCCGUGGAAGCCCAGAAGGCUGAAGGAAUUACAGCAGAGGAAGAAGGAGAAUACAAGGAUCGUUUCCUGGAGGGUAGUCAGCGCAUCAUUGCUUACGAUCUGUUGGAAGCGCGUGGCAAAUCAAGUGAAACGUCAGAUCCUGAUGUCGAACGGUACAAAAAGGCCAAGAAAAUGUUCCUCAAGGGUUACGACUUGUGCAUGACGAUCCCACGUUCAUUGGAUGAGGAGGUCCUGUUAAACCAUGAGCAAGAUGUCAGAACCGCAGCAGAGACUUUGGUGAAUGCCUGGUUACUGGAUGACAAGGCCGCGCCCAUGUCCGAACGCGUACUUAUUUUGGGUCAGCAAUAUGAAAAGGUGUUGCUGAAGGAUGUCGCUGAAGCUGAACGGGAAGGCUUCUUCAUUAAAGAGAGUUUGCUGUUUUCUGCUUGGAUCUUGUUGGUAGGACGUCAAUACCAGCACUGCUUGACGACACUUACGCUCGCAAUUAAUACCUACGACGAUUUGCCAGCACGCGUGUACUUCCUUCGUGCUUCAUGCUACUUCUCUCUGGGCAAGCUGAGAAUUGGCCUCAAGGAUUUGGAAAAGUGUCUUCAAAAGGACCCAGGAUUCACUGUGGCAUACAGUGUGCUCGGAUCUAUUCACAUGAACCUGAAAGAACGCGACCAGGCUAUCAAGGGAUUCAAGGAAUACCUUGAACGUGGCCACCCCGAUACCGCCGAUUACGUCAAUGCACUGUACUCACUUUCCAUUCUUUUGCAAGAGAAGAGCCGCAAGUCUGAAGCUCGUGAAAUGUACAAAAAGGCCAGAGAUGCAGAAGCACGUUUCAAGUAUUUGUACGGUACCAAUACUGGUAUGAGCGAUACCAAGCGCCAGGCUGUGCAGUUGCACGAGUCUGCCGAGGACGCACGCAAAAUCAUUUUCGACGCCAUGCCCGCCAAGCAGUACAACAACAAAAUCCAACAGCUCAUCGAGGCAGGUAUUCUGAACUCGCCGUACGCUGCCAGUCCAGAGCAGUGCUCCAACUGUGGUUCCAAGCAUUUAAAAGACCAGCCAGGCAAGCCUUUGCUGUGCUGCGGUGGAUGCAAGAGCAUUUGGUAUUGUUCUCGCGAUUGUCAAGUCAAGGACUACAAGGCUUGCCACAAGGCUGCCUGCAAAAAGGCACAAAAGUGAAGUGUUGUCAGGUGCAGGAUGAUUUUGCUUAAAAACGUAUCAGUGUAGUUCUUUUGUUUCCCCCUAUCUCUCUUUUUCUUUCUUCUUGCAACGCACUGUUUUUUGGCGUAGCGUAUACUAUAAAUUCCAUUUACAAUCAUUUUUACAUAUUU